Hypomesus transpacificus is the source of this 1876-nucleotide messenger RNA. RefSeq names its product Serine/threonine-protein kinase pdik1l-B-like. Bases 202 to 1452 code for a protein of 416 amino acids. The transcript has 4 exons. The record is from RefSeq and is a predicted model, not a curated record. NCBI's taxonomy places the organism in Eukaryota, Metazoa, Chordata, Actinopteri, Osmeriformes, Osmeridae. Gene Ontology annotation, biological process: positive regulation of autophagy; axon extension; autophagy. Gene Ontology annotation, molecular function: ATP binding; protein serine/threonine kinase activity. Gene Ontology annotation, cellular component: cytoplasm; autophagosome.
CGGAAGUGAUACUUUUUUGUUUUGAUUUGACAUCUAAACGGUAGCUACAAAAGUUAGCACUAAUUACUUUUUUACUUGCGGAUACCUGCAAUUUCAUGGCUACCCCACAUCUCACCAUUCAAAUACACUGACUUCAAGCCAGGAAUCUCCAAACACAAGUUAAGAUAGCCAGCUACCUUUCUAAAAGAGAGGGGAGUGAAGAUGGAGGAGCUGUACACUCUGGAAAGAGAGGUGGGACGAGGCAGCUAUGGAGUAGUCUUUGAGGGCCACGUCUCCAAAACGGGACAAUGUGUCGCCAUAAAGCGUCUUCCGUGCCGAAGCCCAGAGGGAAUUGAGCUGUACCUGCAGGAGCUGUGGGCCAUGAGAGCCACGGCUAAGAACCACGCCAAUGUUAUCGCUCUGCACGGCUGCCUUCUGCAGACUGGGCCCAAGACCCUGCAGCCCCUGAAGCCUGGCCAGCUGCCCCUGGAGCUGGUGGAAAGUGCCCUGAAGGGAAGCGUGUCUGGAGGCUCUAAGACCCAGGAGAGGGAACACUCGCCCUUCUCUCAAUCAAAAACACAGCGGAGAAAAAGCCACUCUGACCGCUCAAGGCCCCAACUUCAAGACAGGACCAACACCUGCUUCGCCAGAUCCAGGCAGGACAGGACUCAUUCAUACUCAUCCAGACCGAAGCUUCUGGACAGGACUAACACAGAGCUCUUCAGGCCCAGGAAGAGACCAGCUCCUGAGGAGGAGGAGGAGGCUAGUGGUCUUAGACGCUGCUCAGCCCUCUGGCUGGUGAUGGAGUAUUGUGACGGGGGGGACCUGAACCAGUAUCUCCUCUCUGGAGCCCCAGACCCUGAGCUGAACCACAGUGUGGUGCAGCAGCUUGGCAGUGCCGUGGCCUUCCUGCACGGCCUGCACAUCACACACCGGGACCUGAAGCCUGACAACGUGCUGGUCUGCCUCACGCCUGCCGGGCCCGUCGUCAAGGUGGCAGACUUUGGCCUGUGUAAGAUGAGCGUGGGGCAGGCCAAGUGUGACCUGACCAGGCAGCACUUCUCCUCCACCUGCGGCUCAGACUUCUACAUGGCUCCAGAGGUAUGGGGCGGGCUCAGCUACACAGCCCAGGCAGACAUCUUCUCCCUGGGGGUGAUGUUCUGGGCCGUCCUGGAGAGGAUCACCUUCCUGGAGGAAGGAUCUACGCAGGAACAGCUGGGUGCCUAUGUGUGUAAGGGCCGCUGGCUGAUGCCGCUUGGGGAAGCCCUGAGCGAGAACCCAGACCUCCAGCUGUGUAUCCCCCUGAAGGCCCGCCGUGCUCCCCCUCUACCGCCCCCUCCUGGCCAGGCCGUGUGUGCGCUGCUCCAGGACAUGCUAGCCUCAGACCCUGAAGCCAGGCCCAGGGCUGCACAGCUGGAAGGCAGGAUCUGCUCUGCUCUGAGCGAGGGAACCGACUGUCACGGUCCUGGAUGACUUGAAGGUGUUUAACUUUAAUAUGAGCUUCCUGUUAUGGAGAUUGAGACAGUCUCUAUCUGCAGUGACAGUGACUUGAAUAUCCCAACAUCUUGAUGUAAUGGAUUAUUCAGUGUGUACGGCACCUACAAAAAUGGAAUGUUUAUUCUUACUGCUGCUUGAAGCCUUGCAUUGAGUUUUGUCUGGAAUUAGAAUUUUUCCGCUAACAUCAAUUGACUUUGGUGAUAUUUAAAGCAAGAGUUUUGAUUUGUUGCUCUGAAUUGUAUGAAAUAUUUCAAUAAUAUUGUUUAGUGCUUCAUCAUGGAUUAUACUUGAAUAAUUGUGGCAACUUAAGUUAACCACUUGAUGUUUUUUUCAAUAUUCUGUAACAUUACCCAGUAUUGCUUAGCAAUAAAUACAUAUUUAUGGAGUAUUGGCUGUUCCU